This is a messenger RNA of Iphiclides podalirius (scarce swallowtail), 579 nucleotides long. Lineage: Eukaryota; Metazoa; Arthropoda; Insecta; Lepidoptera; Papilionidae. The record is from the annotation of a GenBank genome assembly.
AUGGCUCAUAUUUCAUAUCCCUUUAAAAGAACUAACAAAUCUGUAUACCAAAAACCGGCUUCGGCGUUGACUGAAGAUAACAUAUAUUGGAAGAAGUUAGGGCAACCUGUAUUGGUUAAAGAAUUUGGAGCUAUCGACUAUUUAGAUUUCAGCCCUGUUGAACCAUACUAUAUUGCUGCAACAUGUUCAGUCAGAAUACAGAUUUAUGACCCAAUUACAAAAACUGUUGCGAAAAAUAUUUCAAAAUUUUUGGAGGCGGCCUAUGGUGGUUGUUUCAGAAAUGAUGGAAGACUUUUAGUAGCAGGAAGUGAAGAAGCAGCUGUAAAAUUAUUUGAUGUCCAAUCAAAAAAUGUAUUACGUGUAUUCAAUGGCCAUUCUGGACCUGUUCAUAGAACUUUUUUUACAAAAGAUCAAAAUAAAGUUAUAAGUUUCUCAGAUGACAAAUCUGUAUGCCUUUGGGAUAUAGCUACUGAAGAGAAAAUUAAAAGCUUCUCUGAGCAUACUGACUAUGUCAGAGCUGGAGCACCAAGUCCUGUAUCACCGGAUCUAAUUCUAUCUGUAAAACAGAUAAUACAAAAG